AUGCAAGAAUCGUGUGAGAAGUGCCUUAUCUCAAGUGAGUGCUUUUAUAGACUUCAUCAUGAAAGGUGUCCAUGUUGGUGGGGAAGAAAAUAGCCUGUCGCUUUACUGGCAAUUAAACUUAAAGUUUUGAGCAUAUUAUUAAAAAAGAUUGUAUUGUAUUUUCGUAUUAAAGCCAAUUGCAUGUUUGUUACAUACGGGCAAUUUCCUAUACUUUGCAUCGUUUACAUUAACUACGUGUGCAUGUACUUAAAAUUCUGAUUGGUUCUCUUAGAAGCUCUCUGCAUCUCUUGUGAUUAGUCCAAGUGAUUGCUGUGGUUUUUGCGGCACUCAAUUUGAAGACCACUCUAUUAAUUACACCAAAAAUUAGAGAAAAAUUUGAUCACGUACACGUGUGAUUUGCUUGAAGUAAAAUCGUAUCAUCUGACUUCCCUACCCCUUUUCCCCCACUCUGUUUAUAUACACAGGGUUCGUAUAGGUUCUGUUUAGUCAUGGAAUUCUAUUGGUGGUGUUGAAUGGGACUGGAAACUCCUGGAAAUUGUAACUUUAACUCCAACAAUAUUUUUUCUUGAUUGUCAAGCACUGCAAAAACCUGUCUUUAAUACUCCCUGAAACUUUACUUUAAGUGCCUAUGAAGUAAAAUUACAUUUGCAUUUGAGCGAAAAUGGCGCUUUCUCUUUCAAAAGAUGUUUUUUCAUUCCCAAAGCUUAAAAUUGAUGAUGUCAUCAGUGGUUCAAGCAAGAAGAUAAAUCACAAAAUUGAUAAUAUCUCUGGGAAAUAUAUAAGUGAUGCCAUUUAAACUUGGCACCAGUAAUAGGCCAUUUCAGAAAUGUGAGAGGACUGGGACGAGUUUGGUUGCUUUCUGUUUGUUUAAAAAAAACUAAGACAUUCAAAUGAGAGAUCAACCAAGUUUGAGAUGUAUUUAGAGGAGGAAAAUGGCGAAAUAAUAUAUCUUCAAAUAUCACCUAAAAUAGAGAGUUCGUAUGGAAUGGGUAGACAGGCCACAAAAUUAGAAGGGUUUGUAUGGGAUUUUGCAACUUUUGCAAGUCUCCCAUUUGGCCAAUUUUCCGUAGAAAACUCUCAAAGUUGGCUGGAUAGCUUUUUAUUUGGUAACAUUUCAGUUGAAGAGUUUAGAUUUUCAAUCUAAGCAAGUAUGAGAAACUCGUCCUAGUCCUCUCACGUUUCUGAAAUGGCUUAUGUACGUCAGAUAAGACAUAAUAACAGUUCUGCUUCCCAGUCUAUUUCAUGCUGGAUUAAGUUUCCAGUUUUUUUUUUAACAUUAUUAAGCAUUGUCCACCUGUGAUGAGGUGGUAAAGAGUAAAUAAGGUAAUAUGGGUAUCACAUGUGUUUUCAAGUAAGACCAUCUGUUCCUCCUCACCUGUUCAAAAUUGGAGAUAUUUGAUUCAUGGCUAAAGAAGCCUUAGACCUAGAGUGUUGCUAUGGGAACAUCACAGAAGGUAUCAUUUUGCUUAUUUCCUGACGUUCAUUACUGGUGCCAAGUUUAAGUUUCUCAAAACUCCUGAAAAGCUGUUCUGCAUGCAUUAGGCUCAUUCCCAGAAGUUCUCUUCUGUUAAUAACUAAACACGCUAUACACUGUACAGUUAAAAAUUACAUUAGGCUGGCUAUCUCAAAGUACAAUUCAGUCAAAAACAGCUUGAAAAGUGGCUUCUCAAACCUGAAAUGUUUCUGGAAUUUUGAGAGAGGCAUGCCAGUUGUUAAAUCUAGAAAAUGCAGUAUCUAGACUGCAGUUAAUAUUAAGACGAUCUAUGUUUUGUUUUAAUCAUCACAGCAACAUCACAACUCAUUCCCAUUGAGAAGCUUGGUUUGCCUGUCGGCCCAUCAAGGCAAUUUCGACGCGUAAAUGAUGCAUUUGUUGACAGCCUCAAAGAAGAAUUGUUAAAAGAGCCAAGUGGAAGUCAUGGAUGUCUGUUCGUGGUUGCAAAGGGUGUAGAAAGCAAAGAAACAUUUGAUCCAGCUAAAAAGGAUGCAUAUGAGUACGAAGUUUUGGGGGGUACUCACCUGAUGCUAGCCACCAAGAAACUUCAUUCCCAGUACCCAGAAAACAAACAUUACCAAGGCAGAAUGGCAAGAAUCUACUGUGGCCUUACAGAUGAUCAGGCUGUUUACCUUGGUGCCAUGCAUCAAAGGUCGUCAUCAUUCUGUCAUGACAUUACAUACAGAGAAGAGGUACAUUUUGUAUUAAAAUUUUGGAUUUGAAAUUGAAUUCAGGCAUGCUUGAAGCAUACCACAUUGUUGUUGUCAUUAAAGAAAGUGAAUAUUAUUUGCUAGUCUGUCAAUGAAUAUGAAACACUGCAUAAUCAAUGAUGUUGCAUGUACAUGUACAGUGUAUGUAAUGGCCAGCCUGUUUGUUAAUAUAGAGCCCAGUUAAGGCAAUAUGAAGAAUUAAUAACUUUUAAUAUGCCCUUUCCCACUACUUUCCUUGUGUCAUCUAAUUUACAGCAUUUUUUUCUUCAUACAAAUUAAUUUAGGUAGAGAGAUGUAGAUCUCAACUAUAUGGAGAGCUUGAUGUACAGAGUGAACCUCCAAAGCCGCAACCAUCGUGGAGAGAUGAGUGUUCUCGUAUUUUAUACAAAGAUGUAAGAAUUUAAUUCACUUAAGUAAUGCAAGUUGAGUUUUUUAAAAGAAAUUGCUGAAAGGAGUGGUAACAGAAUUACAGUCGUGACAUUUUCCUACAUGGAAACAGAGAACCAUUAAUUUUUUGGUUAUUGCCUAACACAUAGUCACUUGAUUACAGUUGAAUGGUGUUCAAGUUUUAUUUGAAGUACUUUUGUCCCCUUCCUUGACCAAAGACAGUUAUAUUGUUCUGACAUGUAGUUACAUGCACCUAGCCAAUCUCCGAGGUCAUCUAUCUUUUUCUAUACGUGUACUUUGCUAUGUCACCAUUAUCAGCAGCUCACAUUAAGAAAUUCUGUCUUACAGAAAAGAAUUUUUUGUGUGAGGUCUUCACUAUGGCACAAGUAUCCUCAAGUACUUGGGGCGCUUUCAUGGAGGUAAACAGGCUGUACGAGAUUGGGAAGCUCAAAGGGCAGAAGUUUUCUCCUGGCGAUGUCGUCAAAGGGACAUUAGCAAUUAAACAGUGGCAUAUGAAGCCAUUAGUCAGCCUUCCUGAUGAAACAAAACUAUUCCUUUUGAACAAGGUAAAGGCAAUAUUGCAACAGUCUGGCAUGAAAUUUUGUUUUUCACUCCAUUUUGUAUUUUAUUAUAUUUUAAGUUAAAUUCCACUUCUUUUCAGUGGCUAAUAACCCCAAGAAUUUAAACUAAUUUUGUGUACUUUCUCUCUUUGGCAUCCCUUGAAAAUGUGUUUAUGUAGCUUCUGUUCCAAUUGUCGCUCUACAAACCCCUGUCUUUAUUAUCUGGUUCUUUUUAGAUCUCUUCUGGUGAAUUGUUAUUAAAAGAUUUAAAAACAGAAGCAGACAAGAUAAAGACACUGAACACUGUACAGUUUACAGUUAUGUCAUUCUUUAAAGUAGACGAUUGGGAUGAGAUAGUCAAGAGAUUUGGUCCAAUGGUCAACAACGAGAAGCUGUUGAGAUUUACAGUAAGCCAACAUGUUUUUCGUUGACUAAUAUAGAAAUUACCUAGUAUGUAACUAUGUAAACAGUCAUCUGCAUUAAUUAUUACAUUACACAGUAUUCACAUAGUUUUCUUCUUAAGACCUGAUCCAUUUUUGUAGAGAUUUACUGUGGAAAUCUAAAAGCUAUGAACACUUUGAUUUGAUUUUUACAUUUCCCAUUGUACAGCAACCAAUCAGAAGUAACGCAAAACCUCAAACUACUUAUAUUACCAUUACUGUUUGUGGUUUAAUUUAUUAUUCUUGUGCUUGAAAUUUAACCACAUUGACCUCUUAGUGUUCACAAUUUUUGGAUUUUCAUAGUAAUACUUCUAGUGUUAAGAAAAAAAAAUUUGAGAACAUUUUUCAUUAUAUGCAAGUACAAAAUACAACUAUAUAUCCUGCAGGUUGGGGAGGAGAAAUUAAGGUAAAUAGUAAGUUCAAGUGAUACAGUGAGAGUAGCUGACAAUUCUAUCAUGUAUAUGAAGAAGAGGUAACUAUUAUCUACUGCAAAGGAAUCUACUGAAGGAGCAGACUGUUCUUAAGGCAUUGCAUUACCACCAAUUCUUGCUGGGUAAUCAGUAGGAAAUCUUUUAAAGAUUUACUUCCAAUAUUUUUUUGUAGCUUAUUGUUCCUAUUCCUUCAAUUUAGGGAAAUUUUGAGGCCUCAUAUGAUUUCCAAGUGUUCCUGAAGAGGUUGAAAGAGUGGGAAUCUGCUAGGCAUGAGGCAGCAGAAGAUACCCCAGUUGCUACCCUGGGGGUUGAAGAAUUUACUGUCAGUAAUGAGGGUCUGCACAACAAGGGCAGUGCUGUUUUCCUUGUAACCUUCAAGAGGUGA
Messenger RNA from Porites lobata, 4405 nucleotides. The record is from the annotation of a GenBank genome assembly. NCBI's taxonomy places the organism in Eukaryota, Metazoa, Cnidaria, Anthozoa, Scleractinia, Poritidae.